Molecule: messenger RNA, 1239 nt
Organism: Fraxinus pennsylvanica
Lineage: Eukaryota; Viridiplantae; Streptophyta; Magnoliopsida; Lamiales; Oleaceae
Source: the annotation of a GenBank genome assembly
AUGUUGAGGAUUAUGAGGAACAAACUUGAUGCUCCAGUCUUUACUUCUCCGUUUCUAAAGCCUGCAGGAUUAGCGUUGAGAAGUUAUUCCUCUUCAGCUAAGCAGAUGACUGUAAGAGAAGCUUUAAAUUCUGCUCUUGAUGAGGAAAUGUCCGCAGAUCACAACGUUUUCCUGAUGGGUGAAGAGGUUGGGGAAUAUCAAGGUGCCUACAAGGUUUCCAAAGGACUCCUGCAGAAGUUUGGUCCUGAAAGGGUUGUUGAUACACCAAUCACGGAGGCUGGCUUUACAGGGAUUGGAGUUGGUGCUGCAUUUUAUGGACUCAGACCUGUUGUUGAGUUUAUGACAUUUAAUUUUGCAAUGCAGGCAAUUGAUCACAUUAUUAACUCUGCUGCUAAGACAAACUACAUGUCUGCUGGCAAUAUUAAUGUGCCUAUUGUUUUUAGGGGGCCAAAUGGUGCGGCUGCUGGUGUUGGAGCCCAGCACUCCCAGUGUUAUGCAGCUUGGUAUGGCUCAUGCCCUGGAUUGAAAGUGCUGAUCCCAUAUUCGUCUGAAGAUGCUCGUGGACUUCUUAAAGCUGCCAUUAGAGACCCUGAUCCUGUUGUUUUCCUUGAAAAUGAACUGUUGUAUGGUGAAGCUUUCCCUGUUUCAGCUGAAGUUCUUGAUUCUAGAUUUUGCAUCCCUAUAGGGAAAGCUAAAAUUGAGAGAGAAGGAAAACAUGUAACUAUUACGGCUUUUUCAAAGAUGGUGGGCUUUUCUCUCAAGGCUGCUGAGACACUUGCAAAGGAUGGGAUAGAUGCUGAGGUCAUAAAUCUGCGCUCAAUUAGGCCACUUGAUAGACCCACAAUUAAUGCUUCAGUUAGGAAAACAAAUAGGUUGGUAACUGUCGAAGAAGGGUUUCCUCAACAUGGAGUUGGCGCUGAAAUCUGCGCCUCAAUUGUUGAGGAUAGCUUUGGCUAUCUCGAUUCUCCAGUUGAGAGAAUUGCUGGAGCAGAUGUCCCCAUGCCUUAUGCUGCUAAUCUCGAGAGAAUGGCUCUUCCGCAGGUGGAAGAUAUUAUUUCUUUGGAGAAUAUUUUAAAAGACGUGGAUGAAAAUCAAGGGGCUCCGACUUCUAACGAAGAUCAAACGCCAAUGAUGCCACUAGGAGUUGAAAGUAAUCUAGGGGAUGCCUUUCAUGAAACUGAGACUUGGCAAUUGAAUGGAGCUAGUGGACUUCAGGUUUGGGAAGAAGUUUUCUGGUGA